Messenger RNA from Pangasianodon hypophthalmus (striped catfish), 2114 nucleotides. RefSeq names its product RNA binding motif protein 12Ba (gene rbm12ba). The transcript has 2 exons. The record is from RefSeq and is a predicted model, not a curated record. The coding region runs from base 153 to 1727 and encodes 524 amino acids. Gene Ontology annotation, cellular component: nucleoplasm; ribonucleoprotein complex. Gene Ontology annotation, biological process: regulation of RNA splicing. NCBI's taxonomy places the organism in Eukaryota, Metazoa, Chordata, Actinopteri, Siluriformes, Pangasiidae. Gene Ontology annotation, molecular function: RNA binding.
UCUGUCGCGAGCUCAUGCUGGGGCAGCUGUGUGGUGUUUACGCGCGCGUGAACCUUGUCUUUUUUUCUUUUCCCGCCAGAUAUCUUGUACGAAUUAUUACGAAUUUAAUAAAUUAGUCUCGUCUUUCACGAAAACGUGAAAGCCAGGCAGACAUGGCAGUAGUUCUGCGUUUACAGGGUCUGAAUAUUAAAGCAGGACCUGAAGACAUUCGCAGGUUCUUUCAUGGCUUACCCAUCCCUGAAGGAGGUGUCCAUAUCACCGGGGGCAAGAUGGGUGAAGCUUUUAUUAUAUUCCGUACAGAGAGAGCUGGACAGUUGGCCAUGCUGUAUUCUGGAAAACAGCUCAGAGGGUCGACUGUUACCCUUCAUAAAAGCAGCAUGGCCGAGUUUAAGCACAAUAUGGAGUUAAAGUUGAGGAAAAGGAAAUGUGCUCCUAUGGAAGGUGAACCUGCACCUCAGACAACAACUGCAACAGAGCUUUGCACCACUCUACUGCUGAGUGUAGUGGCUGCUGUCCAAAGACUGCAAUCUAACCACGAAAUGAACCAAGCCCAGUCACCACCAGUUAGUACCCCUCAAUUAAUAAAUAUACCCAAAUCGGGUAAGGAUGCAAUCGAAAAGCUUCCAGAAACCGAUCAAACACCACCUGUUAACAUCCAGGCAAGGCUUACAGAACCAAUGAGACAUCAUGUGGAGGAGCAACGGGGGGGAUUAAGAGAGGGCAACUCUCGCAAACCGGGUUAUCUUCGGCUUUACGGACUUCCAAAUACAAUCACCAAAGAGGAAGUCUGCCAGUUCCUUGAAGGGCUCAAAGUGGUGGAUGUAAUAACAGAUACAUUACAAGGGCGGGACCGGUGUUGUCUAGUGAAGAUGGCUAGUUUUAAAGAUGCUGAAGAGGGCCUGAAAUACAGCCAUAGUGGCUCGAGGGACUUCCACGUUGAGGUCAGACUGGCCCAUGAGAGAAUGUGGGAAAACGCCAUGGAGCAUCGUGAACAUUCCCCAUGUUCCACAUUCUCAGAGCAGGACAGAUUCUCCCAGGAUAGGCGUUUGCACAGGAAUUCUCCAGUUAAAAAGCCCUGCUCCUUUUGGGGAUCGCCAAAACGGCGCCGCUCUAACUCUCCAUCUUUUGAUUCCGAGUACUGCGUCAUGGUAAAGAACCUUCCUACAACUAUUACCAAGACUGAGAUAAGGAACCUGUUCUCAUGUCCUGACAUACCAAACAGUAAAAUCCUGCAUCUACUAAACAAGUGGAAGGAACGAACAUCUACUGCCUUUAUAAUAUUUACACAGCCAGAGGAAUAUACCUUAGCCAUGAACAUGAACGGUAGUGCCAUUGGCUCACAAAUAAUAGACGUCUCAUCCAUUACUAAGGAAAAAAUGAAGGACCUAAUGUAUCAAAACACAUGUACUGAAUCAGAAAGGUCACGGUCUUGCAGCGCACAAACUCGGCCUGGCCUGUCUUGCAUCUACGCGCGGAAUUUCCCUGCUGCCGUGAGGAAAGCAGAAGUGAAAGACUUUUUUAGUAUGUAUAACAUCAGUGAAGAGAACAUCAAGUUGCUUGAAGAUGAAAAUGGCAACGGGAUUGGUGAGGCUGUUAUUCAGUUUGGAAGUGAGGAACGUGCCAGAGAGGCUUGUAGUCUACAUAGAGAGCGCUUCAGGCGAGAACAAAUUCUGCUUACCUGUAUUUCAUCACAACAAAUGAAAGACAUCUUGCACAAAACCCAAUGAGCUCACAUUUUGGGUAGUGCUUGCUUACGCUAAGGGGAAAUGGGGUGUACCUUUUAAGACAUUCCACAAAAUAUGAAGGAGGAUGGUGGAAAUCCUUCAGCCAUUCAUUUUUUUUUUUUUUUUUUACAGGGCAGAAAGUACUCACAUUACCAACAAAAAUGAACAUGAAACUCAAAAAUUACUCUGGGACUCAUUUAAAUAUCAAAGAAAGUACAAAAUGUGCCUUGCAUGGACUGUAACAUUCUUCUGGUACAUCUGAAAUCUUUAAUGAUGACUGGUAUUGUUCUAGUAUCAUGUGAUGUAACAUUUCUUAACUGCUAUUGAAAAGGCAAUCAAUAUAUCUGUAUAUUACUGUUUGCACAAUAAACCAAGUCAUAUUAAAUCAUA